Filobasidium floriforme is the source of this 923-nucleotide messenger RNA. RefSeq lists its product as uncharacterized. Bases 117 to 584 code for a protein of 155 amino acids. The transcript is spliced from 5 exons. The record is from RefSeq and is a predicted model, not a curated record. Gene Ontology annotation, biological process: mitochondrial electron transport, NADH to ubiquinone. Lineage: Eukaryota; Fungi; Basidiomycota; Tremellomycetes; Filobasidiales; Filobasidiaceae.
UAUGCAGUUUGUGCUGACACUUGCUCUACAAACUCGAUCACUUCGUCACGCUAGAUUGUCUGACCGGUUGGCCUUCCUCAAAACUCUUUAAUCCUGCCGGAAAAACACGACUCAAGAUGGCUUCUCACCGAACGGCAAACUUCGAGGACAGGCCUUACAUCGACCCUAACCCCCUUCCUUCGUCGGUACCCCAUGUCGACGAGCUGGGCGUGACCAGUGCCCCGUUGAAGAGUGCUUCGUUUGCGAUCGGACAAUACUGCAAGGAUGUCAACGAGGACUUUAUGCUUUGCAAGCAAGAGAACCGAGAUCCGGCUCAUUGUCUGAAAGAAGGGAGAAAAGUGACCCGAUGUGCAGCAGAAAUUAUUACCAAGAUUCGAGAAAACUGCAACGCCCAAUUUGAAGCUCAUUGGCAAUGUCUGGAGAAGAACAACCAGUACUACCAAGCUUGCCGAACACAGGAAGGAGCGCUUAACCGAUGCCUAGCGGACAAGCUUGGCCUGAAGAAGGUUAUCCCAGGGUCGCCAGAGGGAGAGGUCCCUGUGCACGAAAAGAAGAGCCCUGUCUUCACCCGGGUGCAGAAAUAGAUGGGAGAACGGGCCUGGACGCUGGUUCAUGCAUGUAGACGGCAACUUGAGAGGUCAAAGUUAGCAUGGCAAUGGGACAACGGGACUGAUGUAUAUGUCGAGGGGAAGAUCUGGGAUCGAUAUCGAUUCGUGUAAUAUGAUCGCUUCUGGUGCUCGUUAGCUGGCAAAUGCCUCUUUACUGGAUAGCAGAGAAGAGUGCUCGCAACAGCAGCUAAGUAGGUUCAGAAGGCCAUGUCGAUCUUUCAAGGUCGCAGUAGCGGGAUCGGAAGCCGGCAUGGCUCGGCAGCGCGUCUCUUCCAUAUCUUGUAAGACUGAAGACGAUCCUAACUGAAUCGGCCC